Messenger RNA from Penicillium subrubescens, 1254 nucleotides. RefSeq names its product BTB/POZ domain-containing protein. The record is from RefSeq and is a predicted model, not a curated record. NCBI's taxonomy places the organism in Eukaryota, Fungi, Ascomycota, Eurotiomycetes, Eurotiales, Aspergillaceae. The transcript has 2 exons. Bases 1 to 1254 code for a protein of 417 amino acids.
AUGAAGAUGACAAAGAAGAGAUCCAAGCAGCACCGAACCCAAGAGGAACCUGCAGGUCCGGUGUCCGUCCAGGUAUCCCCGAAGAUCGAUUAUGUCCAACCAUUGUCAUCGCCGUACGAAGCCCCAGUCGUGACCGCCACGAUCGGGAAUAAGCAAUAUUGCAUCCCGAGAUAUUAUCUUAAGACAUGCCGACAACUUGAGCAGCAGUUGUUUCUGUAUCCAUACAUUACACUGCCUGAUGUUCACGAGGAUAUUGGCCAUACCUUUGUGCAUUUCCUAUAUUCAGGAUGCUAUGAGACGCUAAAGUCGUCACUCGAGGAGGGCACACCCAGCGUUGCAAGAGAGUAUAAGAGAAGUGUGUUAGUUUACCAGGCAUCCAGAACAUACAACCUUCCUGCUCUUGAAGCUUUUGCGAGAGACUACAUAGAACGGUUUGGCGAAGAAAUGUCUAUGCCUGACAUACUGCGGAUUACAAGGGAAGUCUUUUCAAAACUUCCCGACGACGAAACCUGGCUUCCGAAGUAUAUCGAAAGAAACCUCCAGCAGGCGUUGAUGUCUAGCAAGUCAGAAUUCGAUUUAGAUGAACUUUACAAUGCCCUCGGUCAGGAUCAUUAUUUCGAUAAUACUGUGACGAAAAUGAUGCUCGAGAUACUCCUUCAUUCCCAGGAAAUCACCUCGCAGGCCGGGAAAAGCCCCUGUGAACAAAUGCAUAGUCAUGGUAACGGAGAUGGAAAUGCAUCAAUAGACGAAUCCAUGGGGAAAAUGACUAUUGGACGACAGUACACAGAAGAGUCGACUAACGGAAAUCCCGCUUCUGUGGAGGCUGCCGCUGAACCUGCUGAUGCCGCUGAACCAGCUGAUGCCGCUGAGUCUGAUGUUGCCGCUGAACCUGCUGAUGCCGCUGAGCCUGCUGAUGCCGCUGAGUCUGAUGCUGCCGCUGAACCUGCUGAUGCCGCUGAGCCUGCUGAUGCCGCUGAGUCUGAUGCUGCCGCUGAACCUGCUGAUGCCGCUGAACCUGCUGAUGCCGCGGAGUCUGCUGGUGUCGAUGAGCUUGCUGAUGCCGCUGAGGCUUCUGCUGCUGAAGAGCCCCUGGAUCAAUUCUGUCCCACUAAGGUUUCGCUUGUGGAUGUAGCUCUAUACCGGAACUGGAAGAGCCUGUCCUCAAAGAAGAGGGCUAAACGAACGCGAAAUCUUGUUGCAAGGGGUCUUCCAGUCCCAGGGAAAGACGGCCUGGUUUCCAUCUUCGUGGUGUGA